AUCAUCUCCGUUUAACUGUUUGUAUGUAUUAUCAGAAUUGUAGAGUCUAUGACGAGGGGGUGUAGUAUUAGUUGGAGGAAGAGCCAUUUGACAAGUUGUCGGACACGUUACUGCACAGGUUUCCCUGGGAUUAUUAUCGUCAAGGUUUAUCUUUUUUCUAGUUCACACUUUAUUUAAAUACAAUGGCUAGCCGGUCCAGCUCUAGUCAUGCCAGUAGCCAACCUACCAGUCAACGGCGUGCAUCUGGCAGUACCACAAGCCGUACUACUAAUGGAGUUACUACUUCAGGAGCGGUAGCUUCUGGAGCUGGCACUUCUGCUCUUACUCAAAGCAGUGCUAGGUCAUGUAAUGGAGAUUCUAACAAAAAUGACAGCAAAGAUUACAAGGUCUUAAAAUAUCACAAAGGACUCAGUCCCAGUGCCAAAAGACUCCAGAGAGAGUUAGCAGAAAUCACUGUGGACCCACCUCCAAACUGCAGUGCUGGUCCAAAAGGAGAUAAUCUUUAUGAGUGGGUUUCUACAAUUUUUGGACCAAAGGGUUCUGUUUACGAAGGAGGAGUAUUCUUUCUCGACAUCCACUUUACAAAUGAUUAUCCAUUCAAACCACCUAAGGUGACAUUUCGCACUCGGAUAUACCACUGCAACAUUAACAACCAGGGCGCCAUAUGCUUAGAUAUUCUGAAGGACAACUGGAGUCCAGCACUGACAGUUUCUAAAGUGCUGUUGUCAGUCUGUUCACUUCUUACAGAUUGCAAUCCACGAGAUCCGCUUGUCGGAAGUAUUGCAACCCAGUUUCUCACCAACAGAGAAGAACAUGACAAAACUGCUCGCCAGUGGACCAAGAAAUUUGCCACGUGAACCGCAUUUACUCUCAUAGCUCUGGACCUGUUCGUGUCGAUGCUAGUCAUUCUAUUCUUGACUGUUGCAUCAUCAACAUUCAGUACUUAUUUAGAGAUCAGCCGUUUUUUGAUUACCUCUCUCAACAAACAAAACAAACAAAGCAAGAAAGAACAAAAAAGUCUUUAACAAAAAAUAAUUAAGACAAGCAAAAAAAAAAAAACUUUUAAAAAAAUAUGACUUAAUAAAAAAUGUAUGUAUCUGAGCUGAUAUAAAUUUCUAACUUUACAACCUGCCCCAGGAUUUUAAGAAGAAUAAUUAAUUAAUUAAAUAAAUAAAUAAACACAAAAACAGCCAAAAAAUUUUCCAUGGAAACAACAUAAUAUCUGAAUUAAAAUGAUGUUAAAUAACAAGAAUACUAACUUAAAAUAUUAAAUUUGGAAAGAAAAAUAAAAAUGGGGGAGUGAAAGAAAGAAAGAACCAGAGUAAAAUUCCUAUCAUGGGGUGGGGGGUUGCUAUUUUGGACCUUUUGCAAAAUGGAAAGGACAAGAAUUCCUUUAAAAAUAUGGAAAAAAAAAAAUUACAAAAAAAAAUAUAAAAAAAUACUCUCAAUUGUUGGUAGAAAACUACAACAAUAACCACUAUGUACUUAAA
Molecule: messenger RNA, 1490 nt
Organism: Octopus sinensis (East Asian common octopus)
Lineage: Eukaryota; Metazoa; Mollusca; Cephalopoda; Octopoda; Octopodidae
Product: ubiquitin-conjugating enzyme E2 E1
Exons: 5
Coding region: 183-857 (224 amino acids)
Biological process (GO): protein polyubiquitination
Cellular component (GO): nucleus
Molecular function (GO): ubiquitin conjugating enzyme activity
Source: RefSeq, a predicted model, not a curated record